GAUGACGAGCCAAGCCUUGUCGUCGACUGAAAGUGAUACGUAAAAACACAAAAAAUGUAUAGAAAAUUACUGUUCAGACUGGACUGACACUUACGGGAAAAAUUGAAACCUGGAAUUACCGUAUCAUCAUGGAUAAAACACUGUUUUUGAUUGGCUUCUUGUUCCUUACUUUGAGCGCCAUUAACGCGCAGACUGGAUCUGAACUCCCUUCCCUUGGUGUUCUAGCGGCUUUGGGCAUUUCAGCUGGAGCCGCUAAUUCUUAUUUAUUUGCAUUAUUCCAACGACUAAGGCUAAAUUUAAGGGAUUGCGAGGAGAAAAUCAGUCGUCUCGAAGAUUGUAGGAACGACUUGACAAAAGUUGAGGAGGAGGAGGAAAAAUGUAGGAAAGAAUGGGGUGAAUGUGAGGAGGCGUAUUUUAAGGUGCAACAGGAGCUGGAAAACACAAACAUGGAUCUUGCGGAAUGUGAGUUUCUAAGGGAGCUUUGUCGUGCCUAUCCAGAUAAUUGUACCUGUGCAGAAUAUACUAAUGCAGCUAAUUGUGAGAGCGACGCUAAGUGUGAUUGGCAGGAUCCCACAGACUAUUGCACGAUUAAUACCUUUACUCCGUCAUAGCUCCUCUGGUGGAAAAACCAAACGCUUAUUCAGUCAAAAAGGAUUGAAGCAGAAAUGUUUUAAGAAAACCAGUUAAUUAUAAAAUUAUUUUCUAACCAAGAAGCUCAAACUCAAUAGUUUUUUCAAAAAAAUUAUAAUUAGGAUAAAUAAUUGCGAUAAAGUAAUUUUGCUUUCUUUUACUGUGUGUAUUUAGGAAAAAUAAUUAUGAUAAA
Saccostrea cuccullata (small rock oyster) is the source of this 823-nucleotide messenger RNA. RefSeq lists its product as uncharacterized. Bases 129 to 611 code for a protein of 160 amino acids. The record is from RefSeq and is a predicted model, not a curated record. The transcript has 4 exons. Lineage: Eukaryota; Metazoa; Mollusca; Bivalvia; Ostreida; Ostreidae.